This is a messenger RNA of Vicia faba (fava bean), 408 nucleotides long. Lineage: Eukaryota; Viridiplantae; Streptophyta; Magnoliopsida; Fabales; Fabaceae. The record is from the annotation of a GenBank genome assembly.
AUGCCGGUGAAAUUUGACCAUAUGGUGACUAUGAUAAUUGAGUCACACGAUACAGACACUUUGUCAGUAGCAGAGUUACAAGGAAGCAUUGAAAGUCACGUCAAUAAAAUAUUAAAAAAUACCGAGAAAGUGGUAAAAGAAGAAGCUCUCAAGACUCAGGUAAAUUUCAACAACACUUAUGAGUCAAGUCGUACUGUAGAAGAAAGAGGUCAAAAUAAUUCCAAUAAUAAAGGAAGAGGAAAUUAUAGAGGCAGGGGCCGAGGAAAUUUUGGAGGUAGAGGACGUGGUAACUUUAACCAAUGGAGAGACAACAACUUCAACGGUUUCAUUCCAACACAUCUUGGAAGAGGUGGUCAUAGUUUUGGAUCUACAUACCAUGGCAGAAGAAGAGACAACUACAAUACAUAG